Messenger RNA from Sphaerodactylus townsendi, 1454 nucleotides. It is a transcript of the gene TNNI3, whose product is annotated as troponin I3, cardiac type. Gene Ontology annotation, biological process: muscle contraction. Lineage: Eukaryota; Metazoa; Chordata; Lepidosauria; Squamata; Sphaerodactylidae. The coding region runs from base 174 to 941 and encodes 255 amino acids. The transcript has 9 exons. Gene Ontology annotation, cellular component: troponin complex. The record is from RefSeq and is a predicted model, not a curated record.
CAUUCCAUUCUCCGUCUUCCCUAAAAGGUUCCGCCAAAGCGGAGCUCUCUUCUUCAUAAAAGGCCACCCACCCACUCAGUGCCCUUAUAAUCUCUGGGAAGUUCUUUCCCCCUAACGGUGCCUCGUUCCAGUUCCUGAAGGCAGCAGAGCGGAUUGAAGUUUUAUUUCCUCCAAUGGCUGAAGAGGAAGAGGUCACUUACGAGGAAGAGGAGGAGGAAGAAUGUGUGGAGGAGGAAACAGAAGAAACCGUAGCCGAGGCAGAAAUGGAGCCGGAACCUCCCAUCGUGAAGCCCCCCAAGCCUGCCCCUCGGGCUCCUCCCCCGGCAGCUGUCCCUCCUCCUCUCCGUAGAAAAUCUUCUGCUAAUUAUCGAGCCUACGCUGUGGAGCCGCAUGAUAAGAGAAAAUCGAAGAUAACGGCUUCUCGGAAAUUACAGCUCAAGGCACUGAUGCUUCAGGUGGCGAAGCAGGAAAUGGAAAAGGAAGCCGAAGAGGGUGUACGGGAGAAAGAGCAGUACCUCGCCGAGCACUGCACUCCCCUAGACUGGACAGGCCUGGAUCUCGCAGGGUUGCAGGAGCUAUGCCGAGAGCUGCAUGCACGGGUUGCCAAGGUGGACGAGGAACGCUAUGAUAUGGAGGCCCGGGUCAACAAGAGCAUCAACGAGGUCCAAGAUUUGACCCAGAAGAUCUUCGACCUGCGAGGCAAAUUCAAACGCCCGGCUCUUCGCCGCGUGCGUCUCUCGGCCGAUGCCAUGAUGCAGGCCCUCCUGGGCGCCAAACACAAAGUCUCCAUGGAUCUGCGGGCCAACUUGAAACAGGUCAAGAAAGACGACACGGAGAAGGAGAAUCGCGAGGUGGGUGACUGGAGGAAGAACAUUGAUGCACUGAGUGGCAUGGAAGGGCGCAAGAAGAAAUUUGAGGCCUCCACUGCAGGGCAAGCCUGAGUCUUGAGGUGAGGGAAACAGCCGUCCCGUGUGAAUUAUGGAUGGAGGAUACUAUGCUAGGGACAGUGAGGGUCACAACUGCUGAAGUGAAUAGAUUCUGUCUGUAGAAAUUCCCUUCCUCCCCAGGAACUGGAAAAUCUUCACCACGGAUAAAGUCUCCUCAUAGCUUAAAGCAGGGGUCUCCAAACUAUGGCCCUCCAGAUGUUCAUAGACUACAAUUCCCAUGAGCCCUACCACUUGGCCAUGCUGGCAGGGGCUGAUGGGAAUUGUAGUCCAUGAACAUCUGGAGGGCCAUAGUUUGGAGACCCCUGGCUUAAAGCAACAACCACCCAAUCACAGUGUGUGAUCGACACGGCUUCCAAUCUUAAUCUACAUAGAUUCUAUCAAGACUGUCUGGGAAGAAGAAGACUUUAUUGACAGUCAAUGACCAAAUAUAUUACAAAUCUCCAAAAUAUCUACAACAAAACAAGAAUGCAGAUCUCUCUCCCGUAUUCCAGCACUAUCCAUCUAUAU